GAAACUUCAGAACUGCAACUGGACUUCAGUCGGUAACCAACCAGCCAGUCAGCUAACUGUUCAGGUAGUAAGGUAGCCAGUGGGUUACUGUUUGUAAUCAAUCCUUUAGUCAGUCAGUCAGUUAUUAGUUUGGAUGGUCAGUUGGUUGGUUGGUUAGUCUUUCAGGCAGUCAGUAAGUUUAGCACCGAGGCAGUCAGCAAGGCAGAUCCAUUAAAACCAGUCAUCCAUCCAUCCCUCCAGCCAGUCAGCGAGUCAGCUGGUCGGUGAGUGGGUGUGGCUUUCGCUUCUGCUGCUUCUAGCUGAAUAGUAGUCAGUCAUCCAGUCGUCCUGCCUCCCACUCAGUCACUCCGUCAGUCAGUCAGUCAGUCAGUCAGUCAGUCCGUCAGUCGGUGGGUGUAGAUGCAGGGCUGCUGGUCAGCUGCUCUGGACGGCUCGUAUCUCCCUCAGGAUCUCACACUGUUGAAUCAGCUGAGGAGCCACUGAGAGGUUUAUUGCGGUCAUCACUAUGACUGAUGGGGAUUAUGACUACCUUAUAAAGCUCCUUGCCCUGGGGGACUCCGGCGUGGGGAAGACUACCUUCCUGUACCGAUACACAGACAACAAGUUCAACCCCAAGUUCAUCACCACAGUUGGCAUCGACUUCAGGGAAAAGAGAGUGGUGUACACAGCGUCUAACCCCAAUGGGACGACCACGGGGAAAACCUUUAAGGUUCACCUUCAGCUCUGGGACACAGCCGGACAGGAGAGGUUCCGCAGCCUGACAACGGCGUUCUUCAGGGACGCCAUGGGGUUCCUGCUGAUGUUUGAUCUCACCAGCCAGCAGAGCUUCCUCAACGUCAGAAACUGGAUGAGCCAGCUACAGGCCAAUGCCUACUGUGAGAAUCCAGAUAUUGUGUUGGUAGGAAACAAGGCAGACCUGGCCGACCAGCGGGAGGUUCAGGAGAAACAGGCCAAGGAGCUGGCUGAUAAAUACGGAAUACCGUACUUUGAGACGAGUGCAGCGACGGGAGCGGAGGUGGACAAGGCGGUGAUAACGCUGUUGGACCUGGUCAUGAAGAGGAUGGAGCAGUGCGUCGACAAACCGCCCGCCGAGCCAGCCAAUGGGAACGGGGCCACGAAGCUUGCUGAGGAGCAGCCCAAUGAGAAGAAAUGUGCAUGCUAGAUGAAGAGGCGAUUCAGGAAACGACCAGUCAGCGCUCCUCCGUUCGUCCGUCCUUUCUACUCGCCACAUUCCCUCCUUCUUUUACUUUCUCUGUCAUCUUUGAUUGCAUGUUUGUUCAUCUUCCCCUGGUCACUCUCUUCUCUCUAGAACUAAAGUUUAGCCAUCUCCUGCUCCUCUUUUCUUUCUGUUCCUCUCUUUACCCAAUUGUCUGCCAGUCUGGCAAUGAAACAACUCUGUCCCCCUCUAGUGGAUUUUCAAGGUAAUACAGUCUCAGCCUGUCUGCCUUUGAGCUCUGUUUAGGAGGAAAUUAAAACAGGAGGGGACAGUUUCAUCACUGUCAGACACAGAAUGUGCCUCGGUUAAAACAUGCAGUCUGGGAAUGAAGCUCUGCACGCUCCCAAUUCCUCUGCUUGCAAGUGGUUUGAAUGAUUUAAAUUGAUCUAACCAGGCAAAAAGAGACUUUAAAAAAUGAAUUUGAACUAUUUAAAGUCUCAUCUCUUCAUCACUUCAUAACAGGGGAAGCAUUUUGCUUCCUGUUUAGGCUGUCACUCGAAGACAUCCUAAUCCAUAAAGAGUCAGUCUGUGUGUCUGUGUUAAUUAAGUCAUGGUCCUCUCCUGAAACUUUUCCUCCUGGACCAGGCUGACCAACUGUGUGACCAAUGUGUUUCUAUUUGAAUUGUUUUCCCAGUUUCACACUGUUUUCAAUGCUGUACCCAUAUUAGCCACAUAUGGUCAUAUUUCAGUGUUUCAAGCUGUUUUUAGACGUUUGUUAAAAAUGCACCACGUUAUACAGUUAGCUACGGUGCCAUAUUGGACGUCUCUGACACCCGUCUCAGAUUGCUGUGUGUCUGUUUUUUGUUAAUCUAAUGUCAGCUUAUUAGCGUCUAUAGCGAACUUUAGGAUAUGUAUUUUUAAUCAACAAUGACCUGUGCAGAUGAAUAUUAGGCCUAUAUUAAAUAUUUUAUUAAAAACAAAACAUAACAAUACACAAGAUGGAGAUACCCCCGACACAAAGCAGAAGAAGCUGAAAUCAUAUUUUGGAUCAACAUGUUAAAUUGAAUAUUUGUGUUAGCACUCCUUAAAAAAACAAUCUAUAAGAAGUAUCGAUGUAAGUGUAUUCAAUAAGACAACAAAACAAUGUAACCUUAGGAAAGAAAAUGGAAACUGAACAAAUGGAAAGAUUUUUAGCAUCCAAAAUGUGUGUGAAAAACGUAUUUUAAAAUUGUAAUCCUGCUAAAUAAUCCCCAUCUUUACAGUUACCUUUUCUUUGUAUCCUGAUUACUCCACAAGCCUGCUGUAUAACACAUUUUGUAGCUAGCCAUCUACAAACUAGCUAACGUUUAGGGCACCAGAGCCCGGCAGUGUUAGCAGUGGCUACAAAUGGCUAAUAUUAACAAAAGCAGCUGAUUUGUGUUUCUAGUAAAGAUGGUUUGCAAUGUUUUAGUAACUUUCAUACAGAAACAAAUCAAAUAGAGAAAAACUUAUCACAAUACUUUUGUAUCAGUCUUCUCACCACGCCACCAACAUCUUGUUUAAGUUGUUGUUUUCUGUGCCAGUGCUUCAAGGUUUUCUCUGAAUUCCAUCGUUCUAUCGGACUUUUACGUUAGCAUGUGGUGAGUUUAGCUAACGGAAUUUACCGUGCUGCGCUCUUUUUUUGUUCCUUCGUACAGGAGUGCCAUAUGGUUGAUCAGAAGUAGCUUUGUUUGGGUACUGUGGACACUUUUACAUUAUACUGAUAACAUGAGAUACUUUGUAAUUUUGCUAGUGCUUCAGCUAGCUCUCUGUCAGCUGCCCGGUUGGUUUACUUAUUCUCCAUUAGACCUGAAUGAUGGUGCCAGACCGGCCGAUAGCAGAUAAUACACCAUUCAUAUUGUAGGACGAAUAUGGGUACAGCAUGGUACACGUGAAAUGGUGAAAAAAAGCCUACAUUGUAUAUUAUUAAAUAGACGUAUUGUUCCAAACUGAUCUACUGCCUUGGCUUUUAAAGCGUUAUUCCACUGUGGCGGAACAGACUUUAACCUCUGUGAGAGUUCGAGAUAAGUCAGCUAAAAAUAUCUGCUGCUCUGGGGAGGCAAUGUCACCGUAACAUUUGCGGAAAAUGAAAUAAAUGCAAUCUAAAAAAGUUAAUGGCUAUUUACAGAUUACAGAUAGAACAAACAUGACAUGUACUGUAAGUCAUUAUAAAUGCAUUGAAAAAAAGUUCAAUUAACUAUAGAAGAUAAUUAGGUCUAAUCAGAAUCAUUAUCAUGAAAAUAGGCCUUUCUGCGAAUGGAAAAAUACCAGAUAUCAGUUCGUUGGGUGACGAGGCCUUUUCAGGGCAGCUGGUUUUAAAUGUUGAACUCUCAUCUCUUUAUAACAGAUAAUCAGACAAAGUGAAAUAUCCCUUUAAGGCCCCAUACAUGACCAGUGUUGUUAGAAUAUAAAGUGACCAAUUAUUUAUAUUAAAAGAAAUGUAAAACAUAGAUUAUUAUUUGCGUUGUCAUAUUUUUGUUAUGUUCUUUAUAUCUCACACUCACACAUUUCCUUUUACUUUUAACGUCCAUCAAGAGAAAAUUAUUUCCACCAUUUAUUUCAUUGCUAUAGUGCUCUUAAGCUCAAUUGUCAAAUUAACCCAAAAAUGACAAAUUUAUCAAUCAAGUGUGUCUAACAUGAAGAAAAUACACUAUUAUAAACUCUUGAAGUACAGUAGAAAUUGAUUAAGACUAUUUCUCUUUGCUCUGAACUGGACUUCUUUGGUUCAACACUUGAAGUUACUGUGGACCAACUUUCUUGUGUCUCAAAAGUUGUGUUUUGUUGCUUAACACUACAUUGUUUUUUUCAUUGCAUACCAGACCAAUUAACAGUUGCUGUGCAGAAAACCUAACGAAAUCAUGUUACACUGAAAGGAAAUUCAGUUUAAGAGUUCAGUUUAAAAGGCUGCAUGUUUUGUACCGUGACGCUACGCUUGAGCAUAGCAAAAAACACAAGUCUUUAGAAGCCAUUUAGAGGUAAACUUACAAAAAAUGAAAAAUAAAUCUGUUGAUUUAAAUGUCAAAACUCAGCUUUGAGUCCGAGAUGAUCUCUUUUGUUUUAAGUGCAACUCAACAGUUUUCAUUAUAUCAAGUAACACCUUGAUCUGCCUUACUUCAUGACAAAUCUUGAGCCGAGUUGACGUGCACCAGAAACAAGGGAAAUUAUCUUUUUGCUCGCCACCUGCUGGCAGCUAAAUCCUUAUUUUGUCCUUCAGUGAGCCAACGGGAGGGUUUAGUCCCAACUCACAGCUGCAUAAUAUUAGGAUUACUGCAGGUUGGUUUUCAAAGUGUUCUGAAACCAGUGGCUGCCAAAUGGGUCAGCAGUAACAUGAAGUAUACUGCAUGUGUGGCUUAUUAAUGGCCUGGUGUGGUCAUUUUAAAGAUGAUAAAAUUCUGAAUGUUUUUCAGUAACAUUUUUAGCAUUUUGCUCUAUGGAUCCAUACAAAAAUAAGUUAAAGCACCAUAGAGCUUUGGCUUCAACUUGUUGUCACCUAUAUUUAAUCUGCCAGUGUGCCAAAUGAAAAAAGGAAACGACAAAAAUGAGCGAUUGCUUUCGACAAACCCAAACCUCAUUCUGCUGUUCACUCAGAGAAACUGCCUUCACAGUGAGAAAAAUGUGUUUUAAUUUUGUGCUGUAUUUUGUUUAAGAGCCAAGCAGAGUCGUCUGCCAACAGCUGAUCCCUGUGCCAUAUUAAACACUCACUGCUGUUAAUUCGCUAAUUAUAAAGACAUAAGGAGAUGGCUCACACUGUAACAUCCUCUCACAGUUACUUAUCAGGAUAACUCUGAUAAUGUUCCCAUAAAAUUCUGUAUCUCUAUAGGUUUGGUUGCACUGUUUCCGUUUCAGUGUCACUUUUCUUUUGUUCAGAUCUGUGUUAGAUCUUUUAUCAAUCAUAAUGUACAGGUUACAUACUUCUAAACUUACAGAAGCAGCUUUGUGAAAUCCUCCUAACACAGGUUUUUCUUCUUUUUCUUUGCUCCAACUUUAGUCCAUGAAACAGGUCCUGUUACGCAAGUGAUAUUUUAGUAGAAUUGUAUCAUUAGGACUUAGUCAAAGCUGCAGUAACUGAAAUUAAAACUUUAGGAGCCUUGGCACAAGGUGAAAACACAGCCUGACAUAUUAUAACUUUAUAAAGUUCCAUUGGAGUAGAGUUUGUGUCCAUCUGAUAAAUAUAAUUCCAAUAUUUACUAUCCUCUUUAGCUCUGUUUUGGUCUCCACCAGCUAAUGAGAAAAAUAUAUGGCUAGGUAUCUAUGGCAGGUAGUGUAUAGUGGGUGUAUCAGCUGCCCGCUGCUGGAAAAGGGUUUGAUGAGACUGAACCUUACGUUAAAUGUGCCGUAAAACCAAAACAAUGAGCUGAAAGAGGCUAAAAAGCUCUGUAUCGUGCUGCAUAAUUCUUGGUAGGUUUAUUAUGAGUGUCACCUUUUGCUUAACACAAUCCAAUGUUACUAUAAAAAUAUUGAUUAGUGCAGCUUUAAAUGUCUCCUACAUGUCUUUAAAGUCACUAAUAAGUUGUGUCACUUUUUCUUAGUUUUUGUUAAGUUUCCAUGUUUUUGGUAAAACAGUUAAAUUGUGACUUGGGAAAAUAAUGACAUGGUUUUAUAUAAAUGUAAUACAGCCUUGUUGAUGAGGGUGACUGGCAACACAUAUUGGUUUAAAUGCAGAAUUAAAAAAAGAUUCUUAUUUCUCCAGUAAUUUUAGUACAUUUAUUUUGCAAUUACAGAAGAAGAAAAAUGAAAAUGAAUUCUUAAGAUCUACCCAACUGCUCAGAUCAAAUAAAGCAAGGGGACAAAAGUAGGUAAAAUAAAAAGCAUCAACUGUGUCAAGUUAAUGCUGCUUUUCUCGGAGUCCAAAUUCCCAGUGCUCCUCACCCAGAUGGACGACCAUUUUCCUGCACUUGUUGUACCAAUGCCUUUUCAUUGUGACAAUCGUUUGAACCAAUUUGUCAGCUUUUAUCUGAGCCCUUCCUUUUGUGUUGCUCAUUAUAUUUUCUCAAUUUUGAUUGAACUCUAAGAAUACAUUUGUCUUCUGAUGUCCUUUUGCUUAAAUUCAGUAUUCAGUUGUGCCACAGGUGUGUCUGACAUCUACCAACAUUACAUUUAUUUUCGCUGUAUUGAGUCAUGUUUUUCUUGAAGCAUCUGUUUAAUAAGUCUUAAAUGGUUUUGGUAGUUUUUGACUUCACUUUGAAAGUUUACACUGUUUGGAGAGUCAUGUUGUGCCUGUUAUUAUUAACUCUUCUGUCUGAUCCUCUGUAAAGUUUGUGAGCUACUGAGUAUUUUAAUGCAUUACUGAUUAUAGAUUACAAAGCAGAGGCUAAAGAGACCAGACGUCAUGAUGUUGUUUUUGUGCCCGAUAUAUCAAAACAACUUAUCACUCCAAGUACCUCUCAGAGCUUUUUUAUUUUUGGAAAUCCUCUGUGUGUGAAUUCUCUCUGAUGCCUGCGGUUUGUACACGUUUCUUCGGUGUGUGUUUGUUGGGUUUGUUGCACCGUCAGCAUGUUUGACACAAUGAGAAUGAAAUGACCUGUGAUGCGUUUAAUGUUUCUGAUGUCAGAGCUGCAAAUAAAUCUGUUUGUUUUA
Messenger RNA from Dicentrarchus labrax (European seabass), 6751 nucleotides. RefSeq names its product RAB27B, member RAS oncogene family (gene rab27b). Gene Ontology annotation, biological process: positive regulation of exocytosis; melanosome transport. Gene Ontology annotation, cellular component: secretory granule; melanosome. Gene Ontology annotation, molecular function: GTP binding; GTPase activity. The record is from RefSeq and is a predicted model, not a curated record. The coding region runs from base 506 to 1162 and encodes 218 amino acids. Lineage: Eukaryota; Metazoa; Chordata; Actinopteri; Moronidae. The transcript is spliced from 6 exons.